Molecule: messenger RNA, 4811 nt
Organism: Eufriesea mexicana
Lineage: Eukaryota; Metazoa; Arthropoda; Insecta; Hymenoptera; Apidae
Product: chaoptin
Exons: 6
Coding region: 309-4565 (1418 amino acids)
Cellular component (GO): extracellular matrix
Molecular function (GO): protein binding
Source: RefSeq, a predicted model, not a curated record
UAAUGCUUCCGUUUUUUUUAUCUGUUUUUCUUCUGAAAUCAAAAGAAAACAAGAAGUGAAGUGGAAUUGUGAUAAAAAUUGAAUUGUAAGAAAUCCGUUGAUAGAAUAAACAAGAGAUUGCAGUGUUUCGAACGAAUACUAUUACAUUUCAAGGAAAAAGAAACCCGGUCAAUCAAACAGUCGUGCUUAAAAAUGGCUAACUGAUAAGGCAGGAUUCUUAGAGAUUUGAUUUCGAACAGCGACUUAGUUGGUACUUAAAUGGUGAUGUCCCACUUGGAUAAGCGGCAAUACGGCGUGAAACAACAAAUAUGAUAAAAGCGUGCUGUCUGUCGUUAAUUAUUUCUACAUUGUUAAAUAUUGUUUGCACAAGAGAAACGGAAUGGAUACCGUGCGUCGAGUUGAAGCGGGAUUUACACGUUCCGUGCAAAUGUUCCAUCUCCAUGGAGUACAAUCGCUCCCUUGAUAUGAAUUGCGAUCGAAUGGUAUUUACGCGGAGCACUAUGGAUAAUAUAAGAGGACAACCGAUAGUUUCUAUUAGUCAAAGAAAUAGCGGAUAUCAAAAUCUACCAGAGGAUUUGCUCAAUUCUGGUUUGAAUUUGAGAAAGCUUGACUUAUCUGGAAAUUCGAUCCAUAGGUUGAUGGGUCGAUUACUUCGCGCACAGAUUCAAUUAAAGGAAUUAAGACUUGCCGAUAAUCUCUUGGGUGAUAAUCUAAAUCCAAUAUUCUCGAGCAACGAGUUUCACGGCAUGAAACAAUUAAAGCUACUCGAUUUGACUAGAAAUGGUCUUCGGAGUUUAGAAGAAGGCAUUUUCAAAGGAUGUGAAAGUCUUGAACAGCUUUAUUUAAACGGCAACAACUUUACCGCGGUGCCGACGAUGUCAUUAAAAGGUCCAAAGUCAAUUAGAGUGCUUUCGUUGUCAGGCAAUAAUAUUGGAUCUCUUCCACGUGCUGCUUUCUCAAUACUCGGUGAAUCGCUGUUACGACUAGAUAUAAGCGAAAACGAAUUGUCUCAUAUAGAAGACGGUGCGUUUUCUGGACUUGGACGGUUACUCCUGCUAAAUAUUUCUGGCAACGAUCUUAGCCGCUUUAAUAGUGAGGUCUUCAAAGGGGCUUACAACUUAUUGCAGUUGGAUUUAUCUACGAACUUUUUACGAGAAUUUCCGAGCGACGCGCUGAGACAUUUGACAGAUCUAAAGUUUCUUAAUUUAUCGAAUAAUCUGAUCAAUGUAAUAGAGCAUGGACAUUUAUCGGCCUUAAGCGAACUUCAGGUAUUGGAUCUUAGUCGAAAUAACAUAGGACGUCUAGGUUUCAAUACGUUUUUGAAAUUGUCAGAAUUGACUAGCCUUGAUUUGAGCUUAAAUGCAUUACGCACGAUCGAGGAAUCAUCAUUCAAUGGUUUAGUCAAGUUAAAAUGGCUUUCGUUACAAGAUAACAACAUCUUGUUAGUACCAGCCAUGGCACUAGCUAGAUUACCAUCUUUGGCUCAUCUUCAUAUGGAAUUUAAUCGUAUUGCUGCUCUCCCAACUGAGUUAAUCGAAGCGACAGCCUCAAGUCUUGUAACGCUGGCCCUCACUCGAAACCUAGUCCGAGAGAUACCUGCCGGUCUAUUCCAGGAUUUUCAAAAAUUGAUCAGAAUCGAUUUAUCUGGGAACAUGUUACUCAGAGUCGCACGCGACACGUUUGUCGGAUUGGAAGAAACGUUGCUCGAGUUGGACAUGUCUUCAAAUAGGUUAACCUCGAUCGGUGAGCUUCCUCUAAGACGAUUGAUCUCUCUUAACUUGUCAGGUAAUCGGUUAACGCGAAUAUCUCCGGAGACUUUUAAUCAUUUGAAAAAAGUCCAAUAUUUAAAUCUGAGUUCAAACCCUUUGUAUGGUGGUUUCCCACCAGUCUUUCCUUCUUCUGUGAUCGAUCUCGACGUCUCACGUACCGAUCUAAAUAUACUACCGACAAUUUUAUUUCGAAACCUUAUAUCACUUAAGAGGAUAUCAGUAGCCAAGAAUCAAUUGCUGAGAAUCGAAAAAGGCACGUUCAAUCGACUAGGAAAUCUCUCGCGGGUUGACUUGUCCGGAAAUCGUAUCGAGUAUAUCGAAAACGAAGCUUUUAUAGGAUUGACUAAUUUAUACCAACUAAAUUUACGAGGUAACAAACUGAGUUUAUUUACCGGAGAGUACUUUGACACCGGAACGGGACUAGAAAAUCUAGAUUUGUCUUCGAACCAAAUAAAUCGACUGUCAUCGACUGCUUUUGUGAUACAUCCCAGAUUACGGAAGCUCGAUCUGUCUGAUAAUCAAUUACUUUACUUUCAUAACGAUUAUUUGAAAUCCUUGCAAUUUCUUGAGUGGUUGAAUUUGUCAGGAAACAGGUUAAAAUGCAUCGACGAGUUUACAUUUUCACAGCUUGGUCGACUUCGAACAUUGAAUCUUGCUGCGAAUCGUAUUGAGUCACUUAAUGAGCUCGCGUUUCAUAAUUCCACACAGCUGCAACUACUCGAUCUAUCAGAGAAUAGUAUAGAAGUAUUAAAUGAAAGAACGAUGGAAGGUUUGUUUCGUUUGAAACACUUGAACCUCCGGGAUAAUCGCUUAACUUCUCUUCCGGAAACAAUCUUCGACCCGACGAGAGUUCGUUUCAUUGAAAGUAUCGAUUUAUCUGGAAACCGAUUGAACGAAAUUCCUAUUAGAUCUUUGCAGCGGCAGGUCCCUUUUCUAUCUAGCUUAAACCUUGCUCGAAAUAGAAUGGUUGAAUUAUUUAGCCAGGAAAUUACAAGCAACGUAAAGGAGCUUGAUCUAUCAGAUAACCCGCUAAGCGAGAAUGCGAUCAAAGGAAUAUUGGGCGAAGCGAAAAUACUUCGAUCGCUGAAUUUAGCUAAUACUGGAAUCAAUCGGCUGGCAGUUAGACUUGAAAUGCCAUUCCUGAAACGACUGAAUCUUUCCAAAAACAGUCUGACCGAGCUCAAGGUAAUUACUCUCGAACGCACUACUAUGCUUGAAACGUUGGAUGUCUCAAGGAAUAAAUUGUCAGAUUUCUCAAGCGUAAAUCGAGUGUUUCAAACGUUACCGGCUCUUCGUUGGUUAGAUAUAUCCAAUAAUUAUAUAAAAAUAGUCAACGAAACCAGUUUCAGUGGAUUGAUCAACUUGCGUUUUCUAAGGAUGUCUAAUUUACCGAAUUGUACAAGAAUCGAACGAAACGCUUUCAAGUCGCUUGGAAAGCUUCGCUCCUUGUAUGCAUAUGAUUAUCCGAAGUUGGGCUAUUUCGACGUUCAAGGAAUUCUCAAAAAAAUGUACAAUCUGGAAAUGUUGGACAUCGAGAUUAAGGAUUCUUCAGUAAGCAAUGAACAAUUAUCAAUAAGUUCACAUCCGCGACUUAAGAAGGUGAUCCUUCGAGGUGAUAGGCUCAAAAAUAUCCUGUCCAGCUCGUUGGUUGGUGUUCGAGAGCCCAAACUAGUAUUCGGUCUCAAGAAUACCUCUGUCGACUCGAUGCCGACUUCUCUUUUCUUUCCGGUGCCUCGAUCCACCGAAUUGGAAUUAGACAUCUCUGGCAGCAAAUUUACCACACUAUCUGGACAAUUUCUUUCAGCACUUGACGAAAGAACUGGUUCUGUGAAAAUUAAAGGGCUUCGCUACAAUCCAAUUGAUUGCAAUUGCGAUGCAAGACAACUCUGGAAAUGGCUUAAAGUAGUCGAUAACGAUGAUCCUUCAAACUUUAUUUUAUGUUCCACACCGGCCAGCUUGGCCGGAUCAUUGCUGACCAGUCUUGCUGAACAUCAAUUUUCUUGCAAUUUUACUUCCUACAAAUUUUUCGAUAAACUCGACAACACCACCUCUAGUAUUCACAUUCUUACGUCCUCCACUUCUCCUUCCGCCGCAGCCGCCGUCUCUACCUCUACCACCUCCUCUACUUUCUCCUCCACAUUCUUAUCCUCCUCCUCGUCUUCUUCUUUUUCUUCCGGCUCUACCACAAUAUUCUCUUUCUCCUCUUCAGUAAAAUCUACGUUUUUGGAACCAGAAAUUAUUUGGACAGUAGCACCUGUAGUUCAAACUAGAGAUCACAAUAAACAUUUUAAUGGUGAUCAUAUUUCUUCUUCGCCAGUCGGAUCUUCCGCUAGCACGGAUGAUACCCUAAUCAUCGGUAUUGUUGGGGGCGUCGUCGCAUUCAUAGCUGUAAUCGUGAUUGUGAUAUGCGUGUGUCGAUUUAAAUGGUUUUCUGACCGAAUUGAUCAGACGCGUUUAGCCGUAGCAACUGGAACCAGUAGCAUUCCCGAUACCUCGAUGAUUAGGCCUGCUAGCGCCUAUUCGGGAAAAAUUAGUCAUGAGUUUUACCUCGGAUCCUACAACGAAUCUACGUUGGAUCGUAGAAAUACAGCGAUAGCUCCUUCUAUUCCAACUACGUCUCCACCAAUAAUGCCUUUAGUUCAACCACCAAUGCAUCUAAUGCAUACUCUUUUAACACCUAUGCCAACUCAAACGCAAUCACAACUGCAAACGCAACAAUUUUACGGAUACUGUGAUGGCACUUCUUUGCCCAUCUACAUUGCUUGUUCAACCGAUAUUAAGUCAAGUGACAGAUAACCCUAUGCUUUCAUUGCAUACACAUAUAUACCUCAUAAUUUACUUGAUCAUGUUCAACUAACGCAUUCACACGUUUACGUUGAUUUAAAUGUAAUUUUAUUGAAUAUUCUAUCAUUUAACAGACAAUUUAAACUCAUACGAAUGAUAAAUAAGUACAUACUCAAUAUACAGUAAAUAAUACACGUUAUUUUUCUUGUAUUCAUGUGCGUAUGCAUAUUUGCGCGCGCGCGUGUACAUGUACGCACA